Messenger RNA from Saccharomyces eubayanus, 1302 nucleotides. RefSeq names its product histone deacetylase RPD3 (gene RPD3). Lineage: Eukaryota; Fungi; Ascomycota; Saccharomycetes; Saccharomycetales; Saccharomycetaceae. The transcript has a single exon. The coding region runs from base 1 to 1302 and encodes 433 amino acids. Gene Ontology annotation, molecular function: histone deacetylase activity. The record is from RefSeq and is a predicted model, not a curated record.
AUGGUAUUUGAAGCGAAGCCUUUUGAUCCGAUUACGGUCAAACCAAAUGAUAAAAGACGCGUUGCUUAUUUUUACGAUGCAGAUGUUGGGAAUUAUGCAUACGGAGCAGGCCACCCAAUGAAACCACAUAGGAUAAGAAUGGCACACUCCCUUAUCAUGAACUAUGGCUUAUACAAGAAGAUGGAGAUCUACAGAGCUAAGCCAGCGACGAAAYAAGAAAUGUGUCAGUUUCAUACCGACGAGUAUAUUGACUUUUUGUCGAGGGUCACACCGGAUAAUUUAGAAAUGUUCAAAAGAGAAAGUGUCAAGUUCAAUGUUGGUGAUGAUUGUCCAGUGUUUGAUGGUCUUUACGAGUACUGUAGUAUCUCUGGUGGGGGUUCCAUGGAAGGUGCUGCUCGUCUAAACAGGGGCAAGUGCGAUGUUGCCGUCAAUUAUGCUGGUGGUUUACAUCAUGCAAAGAAAUCAGAAGCCUCCGGGUUUUGUUAUUUGAACGAUAUAGUAUUGGGUAUCAUUGAGCUACUACGGUACCAUCCCAGGGUAUUGUAUAUCGAUAUUGAUGUGCACCACGGUGAUGGUGUGGAAGAAGCAUUUUAUACUACUGACCGUGUCAUGACAUGUUCUUUCCAUAAAUACGGUGAGUUUUUCCCUGGUACAGGUGAAUUGAGAGAUGUCGGGGUAGGUAAAGGGAAGAAUUACUCAGUCAAUGUUCCUUUACGAGACGGUAUUGAUGAUGCUACCUAUAGAGCCGUGUUCGAACCUGUGGUAAAGAAAAUUAUGGAUUGGUAUCAACCCUCAGCUGUGGUAUUACAGACUGGUGGUGAUUCCUUGUCUGGUGAUCGUCUUGGUUGCUUCAACCUUUCCAUGGAAGGUCAUGCUAACUGUGUCAACUACGUGAAAUCCUUUGGGAUUCCAAUGAUGGUGGUUGGUGGUGGUGGCUAUACUAUGAGAAAUGUCGCAAGAACAUGGUGCUUUGAAACUGGCCUACUGAAUAACGUUGUUUUAGAUAAAGACUUACCAUACAAUGAAUACUACGAAUAUUACGGUCCAGAUUAUAAGCUAAGCGUCAGACCUUCGAAUAUGUUCAAUGUGAAUACUCCAGAGUAUCUUGAUAAGAUAAUGACCAAUAUAUUUACAAAUCUAGAGAACACCAAAUAUGCGCCGAGUGUUCAAUUGAAUCACACACCCAGGGAUGCAGAAGAUCUAGGUGACGUCGAAGAGGAUUCUGCUGAGGCCAAAGACACAAAAGGUGGUUCGCAGUAUGCGAGGGACUUACAUGUUGAGCAUGACAAUGAAUUCUAUUGA